Messenger RNA from Zingiber officinale, 2153 nucleotides. RefSeq names its product calcium-dependent protein kinase 1-like. Gene Ontology annotation, cellular component: cytoplasm; nucleus. The record is from RefSeq and is a predicted model, not a curated record. Gene Ontology annotation, biological process: intracellular signal transduction; protein autophosphorylation; peptidyl-serine phosphorylation. Lineage: Eukaryota; Viridiplantae; Streptophyta; Magnoliopsida; Zingiberales; Zingiberaceae. Bases 223 to 1821 code for a protein of 532 amino acids. The transcript is spliced from 8 exons. Gene Ontology annotation, molecular function: ATP binding; calcium ion binding; calmodulin binding.
CAAGGGAAUCAUGAAGAAAUUGAUGCGGACACCACCGGAAACCCUGGUCCGCAGGGUUACUAUCUACCGACUGUAGCCGGUCAAACCUGCUUGCCGUGCUCCUUUCGGCCUUCUGUUCUUUGUCCGGUUGCCCGUCGACCGCUGACUCGGCGAUACAGUAAAAGCUAUAGUUUAAACCUAAUCCUCCGUCUCCGUCUCCGUCUCUGUCGAUCGAAACCGCAAAUGGGCAACCGCACCUCCCGCCGCCACAAGGAGCCGCCCGCUUCCCCGGCUCCCGCCCGCCCCCGAUCCCGCCCCAACCCACCCACCACCGUCGCCCCCGCCUCCCCCUCCCCCUGCUCCUCCGCCCCCGCCGCCUACGGCCCCCACCGACGCCACGCCCCCGCCGUACCCCGCCCGGUAGCUUCCGAUGUCGGUCGCGUCCUCGGCCGACCCAUGGAGGACGUCCGCGCCACUUACACUUUCGGCCGCGAGCUCGGGCGGGGCCAGUUCGGGGUCACCUACCUCGUCACCCACCGCGAGACCGGGAGGCAGUUCGCCUGCAAGUCCAUCGCCACCCGGAAGCUCAUCCGCCAGGACGACCUCGAGGAUGUCCGCCGGGAGAUCCAGAUCAUGCACCACCUCACCGGCCACCGCAACAUCGUGGAGCUCAAGGGGGCCUAUGAGGAUCGGCACUCGGUCAACCUCGUGAUGGAGCUCUGCGAGGGCGGGGAGCUCUUUGACAGAAUCAUCGCCAAGGGUCAUUACUCCGAGCGUGCGGCGGCUGCUCUCUGCCGAGAGAUCAUCAACGUUGUCCACGCCUGCCACUCAAUGGGUGUCAUGCACAGAGAUCUCAAGCCGGAGAACUUUUUGUUCUUGAACAAGAGAGAAGAUUCGCCGCUCAAGGCCACCGAUUUUGGACUCUCCGUUUUCUUUAAGCCUGGAGAAGUAUUUAAAGAUCUUGUUGGAAGUGCUUAUUAUGUUGCUCCUGAAGUAUUACGGCGUCGUUAUGGAGCAGAAGCUGAUAUAUGGAGUGCUGGGGUGAUACUUUACAUCCUUCUUUCUGGUGUUCCUCCUUUUUGGGCAGAGAAUGAGGAAGGUAUAUUUGAUGCUGUAUUACUUGGUCAUAUCGAUUUUUCAUCUGAUCCUUGGCCUUCUAUAUCAAGUGGUGCUAAAGAACUGGUCAAAAAGAUGUUAAGAGCAGAUCCAAAGGAACGACUUACUGCUGCUGAAAUUCUCAACCAUCCAUGGAUGAAGGGAGAUGGUGCACCUGAUAAUCCACUUGAUCUCACAGUCUUGAAUAGAAUGAAGCAAUUCAGGGCUAUGAACAAGCUCAAGAAAGUGGCACUGAAGGUGAUAGCAGAAAGCUUGUCAGAGGAUGAAAUUACGGGUUUAAAAGAAAUGUUUAAAUCAAUUGACACUGACAAUAGUGGCACAAUAACAUAUGAAGAACUAAAAGCAGGCUUACCCAAAUUGGGUAACUUAGGUAUCAAGAUUUCUGAAUCUGAAGUUAGACAGCUGAUGGAAGCGGCUGAUGUUGAUGGAAAUGGAAGCAUAGAUUAUAUUGAAUUUAUAACAGCUACAAUGCAUAUGAACAGAAUGGAAAGAGAAGAUCACUUAUACAAAGCAUUUGAGUAUUUUGAUGAAGACAGGAGCGGGUAUAUCACAGUUGAGGAAUUGGAACAAGCUCUUGAGAAGUAUAACAUGGGUGAUGAAAAAACAAUCAAAGAGAUAAUUGCAGAAGUUGACACAGACAAGGAUGGAAGAAUUAAUUAUGAUGAGUUUGCAACUAUGAUGAGAAAAGACAGUUCCGAACCCAUCCAAUCUAGGCGGCGUAAAUAAGACAUGCGAGUUGAAUAAGACAUUAUAUUCACCUCUAUGAUAGGAGCUCUUUACUUUGAUUUGUCGAAGGAUCCUUUUCUAGUUUAGAGGAAUGUCACAUCUUGAGUUUGCAUCUCUCAAGAACUGGCUCGUUUGAGUGUAUGUAUGUAUAUAUAUUACUCGUAUUUGGUCCAAUUUGUACAAUGGACAUUGAGGCUUGUGGGCAGUGCUUUAAAAACUGGCUUGCAAGAAUAAGCUGACAACUCUCUCGGGUUGCAAGUUUUCAGGUCCAAUCCUGUUGCGAUUGGGAAAAUAAUAAAAAUUUGAUCAAGUUGCAUCUGCCUUUUGAUUUA